This is a messenger RNA of Nicotiana attenuata, 996 nucleotides long. RefSeq lists its product as uncharacterized. Lineage: Eukaryota; Viridiplantae; Streptophyta; Magnoliopsida; Solanales; Solanaceae. The record is from RefSeq and is a predicted model, not a curated record. The coding region runs from base 1 to 996 and encodes 331 amino acids. The transcript is spliced from 7 exons.
AUGCGAAAGGGAGGCCGCAGAAGCGAGAUUUGGACUUUAAGUGGACUUCCGCAGAAGCGGGAGGUUGACCGCAGAAGCGGUACCGCUAAUGCGGAAUUUGAGUCGCAGAAGCGGUUCCUGGGGGCCUUAGUGAUAUCCGCAGAAGCGGAACUUUUGCCGCAGAAGCGGUGUCGCGGAAGCGAGUUUGAAAGUUGUUUGUCUUCCAAUACAAAGCAAAAGAUGGGGAAAGGCAUAUUGGUGAAUGAGCAUAUGGAUUCAAGUCGUGUCAAUAUGCAAACUGAAAUUUUAAGUUCCAGUAAUGUUACCCCACAAGAUCAUUCAAGUCAACUAAACCUAGAGGGUGAAGGUGAUGAUGAUGAUGAAGAUGCAAAUGAGUGUGAAGAGUACUGGGAUAUAGGAGAUCCUACAAAUGUAUGUGAAUAUUGUGGGGCAUAUUUUUGGUUCGAAGAAAGAGUCAAUAAGCAGUAUAAGUCUAAACGACCAGUAUUUAAUAUAUGUUGUAAUCGUGGAAAGAUAAAGCUGCCGAAUCCAAAGGACCCUCCUCAAAUUCUAACGCAAUUGUUGUUUGGAUCUGGUCCUAAAAGCGACCAUUUUCGAGAGAACAUUAAGAUCUAUAAUUCUAUGUUCUCAUUUACAUCAAUGGGGGGAAAGGUUGAUGUCUCUGUUAAUCAAACACGGGGACCAAGAACAUUCAAAUUGUCUGGUCAGAACUAUCAUCAAAUCGGAAGUCUAUUGCCUCCUGAUGGAUCCAACCCGAAGUUUGCGCAAUUAUAUAUUUAUGAUACAGAAAAUGAAGUACAAAAUAGAAUUCAUGCUGUGAGUCUUGGCCAAAACAUGAACAAACUUCAUGUUGAGAUUGUUAAUGAUCUGAAGCAAAUGCUUGAUGGAAACAAUGUUUUGGCAAAGACAUUUAGAAUGUGGUGGGAGAUUUUGAACUAUCUAGAUGUGAUAGGGACAUCAUUAUCGAAACCCAAUCCGGACAGCUACAAAGGAUAA